AUCUCAUCUGUCACAACAAGUUAGCAACGACAAACGAUACCUGCUUUGUUUGAAGCUGACGAACGUUUGGCUGUAAGGCAUAUUUGCCGCGCACUUGGAAUUAUUCGCAAUCAUGGACAAUAUCGACUUUGACAUCAAUGAUGCGCUCAAGCAUUACAUGAGCGAUCCCACGAACAUACACACCCCAGAAGCCGAUUCGAACCUCACCGACUGCGAAAACGACCCCGAAGCCUUUACGAACUCAUUGAUAAACAGUAUCUUGAAUCCUAUUGUGGAUUCUGUGGCAGAGAACCCAGAUGCUAUCACGAGAAUUUCUUCGUUCGACUCUUUGCAGUUCCUUUUAAAAUCAACGUCCAUACUCCCGCCACAUGCCCUGGGCAAAGUCCUAGACCUCGUCGUCUCGGGCUUGUCCGCCGAAGCCGAUAUAAUCAGCAAUGAUCUCGAGUCGGACGAGCAGGACAUUAUCGCACACCACAAACGACUUCUGGAAAUCUUCGGAUUUCUGUUGCAAUGGACGUUGGCAGCUGUCGAAACGAAGGCAGCGGAGAAGCCUACAACAACACCAGCAGCAAGAGGCAGAGGCAAGGCUGCCAAGCCAAAGGCUUCAGCAAAAGACGCCAACUGGGACUCGUCAGCGCAACUACAGGUUGCUCUCGAAGUCAUGUGCAAGGUUCUGAAGCUCAAGCUCUCGAAGAUUUUCCUCACUACAUCUGAACGCGAUACAUUUAUUGGCUUACUUACAAGGCCGGCAUACUUGGUUCUGGAGAGCGAGCAACGUGUCAAGAGCACAGCAAUCUGCAUGCAUGUUUUCAAGGUUUUGUGCAUUGCAGUGAAGCAUCAUGGGCACGCUUAUGCUGCCCAGAUCUCCAUUGUGCAGAAUUUAACAUAUUUUGAGCAUCUAUCGGAGCCUAUGGCAGAAUUCCUACAUAUCCUUGCUGAGCAGUACGACUAUCCCCAAUUGGCAGAUGAGGUCCUUAGGGAGCUUAGCAAUAAAGAAUUUAACAGCAAUGACACGAAGGGGCCGAAGUCGGUGUCUACUUUCAUGGUCAAGUUCUCUGAGCUAGCACCAAGGGUGGUUAUCAAACAGAUGACCAUGAUUGCAAAGCAGCUUGAUAGCGAAUCUUAUACCCUGCGUUGUGCUGUUAUAGAAGUAUGCGGAAACAUGGUCGCGGAUUUAAGCAAGCAGGAAGAGCGUGGAGAGAACCACAAAUCGCAGUUGAACGCCUUCUUCGACGUGCUCGAAGAGCGCUUCCUCGACAUCAACCCCUACUCCAGAUGUAGAACGAUCCAAGUUUAUAUCAAGCUCUGCGACCUUGAGCAGAAGUUCCCAAAACGCAGACAACGUGCGGCUGAGCUGGCAGCACGAAGUCUUGAAGACAAGAGCAGCAAUGUCCGCAGAAAUGCAAUCAAACUCCUUGGGGCGUUAAUCAAAACGCAUCCAUUCAGCGUCAUGCAUGGCGGGGAGCUCAAUUACCAGGAUUGGAAUGCCCGUCUGGAUGCUGUUGAUGCGCAACUGAAUGCUUUAAAACCUCCUCCUGAGACCCCUGGAUUGGUGGACAAGACUGCGGCAACUGUGGACGAAGCACUCCUUGAUGAAGCGACACAAAUGGAGACCGACUCUCCCCAAAAGCCUAUGACUGAUAGCCAGAAAAUUGCGGCGGUUCAGAAAGCUCAAGAGGAAGCAGCGACGUUCGAAGCAAUUGGCAAACUGACGCUCACAAGAAGAUAUUACGUCGAAGCGUUGAAGUUUAUUGAAGUCUUGCACGGAGCAACAACAACCAUCUGCCAAUUACUUGGCUCUAAGAAUAAGAGCGAGGUGAUAGAGGCGAUGGACUAUUUCAAAAUCGGUGACGCCUACAAGAUCGAGCAAAACAAGUUGGGCAUUCGACGCAUGCUCCGGCUCAUUUGGACAAAGGGAAACAGCGAUGAAGGAAAGGGUGUUCAGUCCCACCUAAUUGAUUGUUACAAGACAUUGUUCUUUGAAGCACCGGACUCCUUCAGCGCAAAUGAUGCGGCGAAUUACAUCGCGAGGAAUAUGAUCAGUUUGACAUUCGGAGCGACUCCGGCUGAGCUUACAUCGUUGGAGCAGCUUUUAAGCACCAUGAUGAAAGCAGGCCACGUUUCUGAAACUGUGAUUUCGAAGCUUUGGCGGGUGUACGGUGUACAGAAAAAGGAAAUUUCAAAGAGCCAACGCCGUGGUGCAAUUAUUGUGCUUGGUAUGUUAGCCACAGCAAGCCCUGAUAUCGUUGUUGGCGAGCUGGAGACAAUGCUUCAAAUCGGGUUAGGAGGACUCGGAAGAAGGGACCUUCAGCUUGCUAAAUAUACGUGUAUCGCCUUGCGCCGGAUCAGUCCAACAGGGCGCCAAUCCCAGGAGUCGGGUUCCAAAUUUUCAAAGCUCUCCAACGACCACGCGGUUCUCUCCAAGCUUGCUUCGAUAAUUGAAGUAGAGUCUGAUAGCAAAGAAUGGUAUGGUGUUGCGGAGCAGGCUAUCAGCGCCAUAUACGCCCUAUCCAAACACCCAGAUACACUGUGCUCGGAGAUCUUGCGAAGGAAGACGAAGCAUGUUUUCCAGAAGCGUCAAAAAUCAGAGGCGCCUGCGCCUGCUGCUGACCCAGAUGCCAUGGACGUUGAUAUGAUGGACGUUGACGAAGGGGCACCACCAACCCCCCCACAAGAAGAAGAAGAGCCAGCCGAGCCUGGCCAGAAAGGAUCUAUUGCAUUGUCUCAGCUGCUGUUCAUUGUGGGCCAUGUCGCUAUCAAGCAAAUAGUUCACUUAGAGCUUUGUGAAUUAGACUUCAAGAGGCGAAAAAAUGAAAAGGACAAGGUUAAGCCUGCCGAAACUCCAGCAGAGAAGCAGGCUAAGGAAGACACUGAUGAUCUCGACCUGAUUGGCGGAACUACGGAGGACGACUUCACGGAAGCUAUGGCACAUAUUAGAGAGCGAGAGCUUCUCUAUGGCCCGGACUCUUUACUAGCCAACUUUGGCCCCCUCGUGGCCGAGAUCUGCUCAAACAACACUAGCUACAAAGACCGUAACCUUCAAGCCGCAGCCACGCUUUGUUUAGCAAAGCUUAUGUGCGUCAGUUCCGAGUACUGCGAACAGAACCUCCCUCUGCUGAUUACGAUCCUUGAGCGCUCUAAGGAUCCCAUUACCCGCUCCAACGUCGUCAUUGCGCUUGGAGACAUGGCCGUCUGCUUCAACCACCUCAUCGACGAGAACACGGACUUCCUAUAUCGCCGCUUGAAUGACAAGGAUGCUAGUGUUAAGCGUACUUGUUUGAUGACGUUGACAUUCCUGAUCUUGGCUGGCCAAGUGAAGGUCAAGGGUCAACUUGGAGAGAUGGCGAAGUGCCUCGAGGAUGAGGAUAAGAGGAUUGCCGAUCUCAGUCGCAUGUUCUUCACUGAGCUUAGUACCAAAGACAAUGCAGUCUAUAAUCACUUCGUGGAUAUGUUCAGUUUGCUUUCGGCUGAGAAGGACUUGGAGGAAGACGCCUUGAAGAGGAUUAUCAAGUUCUUGGCUGGCUUUAUCGAAAAGGAUAAACAUGCUAAGCAGCUGGCUGAUAAGCUGGCAGCUAGGCUGGCGAGAUGCGAGAGUGAGAGGCAGUGGAAUGAUGUGGCAUACGCUCUAAGCCUGCUCCAGCACAAGAAUGAGGAAAUAACGAAGACAGUUGCGGGAGGCUUUAGGGUUGUACAGGUGAAUGCUUAAAGACAUGUAGGCUGAUAUUAUUAUGACGGGUUUGGCGUUUGGUCUCUAGGCAGUAAUGAUUACAUGACUUGCUCAUAGUCCACAAACAAUACCAUGCACAAAUAAUAUUUUCAAUCAUAACCCGG
Molecule: messenger RNA, 3831 nt
Organism: Pseudogymnoascus destructans
Lineage: Eukaryota; Fungi; Ascomycota; Leotiomycetes; Thelebolales; Thelebolaceae
Gene: YCS4
Product: Condensin complex subunit
Exons: 3
Coding region: 113-3706 (1197 amino acids)
Biological process (GO): mitotic cell cycle; mitotic chromosome condensation; meiotic chromosome condensation
Cellular component (GO): nucleus; condensed chromosome, centromeric region
Molecular function (GO): histone binding
Source: RefSeq, a predicted model, not a curated record